AUGAAGAUCUCUUCAGAAGAACACUACACAGACCUCGAAACAUACCAAUACAUAGACCCCUACAUAGACCUCUACAUAGACCUCUACACAGACCUCUACUUAGACCUCUACAUAGAACACUACACAGACCAAGAAACAUACCAAUACAUAGACCCCUAUAUAGACCUCUACAAAGACCUCCACACAUAUAUCUACAUAGACCUCUACAUCGACCUAUACACAGCACUCUACACAUACCUCUACACAGACCUCUACAUAGACCUCUGUACAGACCUCUUCACAUACCUCUACACAGACCUCUACAUAAACCUCUAUACAGACCUCUACACCGACCUAUACACAGACCCCUACAUAGACCUCUACGUAUACACAGACCUCUACAGAAACCUCUACACAGACCUCUUUAUAGACCUCUACACCGACCUAUACACAGACCCCUACAUAGACCUCUACACAGACCUCUACAUAGACCUCUACACAGACCUCUACAGAAACCUCUACACAGACCUCUAUAUAGACAUCUACAACGACCUAUACACAGACCCCUACAUAGACCUCUACACAGACCUCUACAUAAACCUCAAUACAGACCACUAUACAGACCCCUACAUAGACCUCUACAUAGACCUCUACACCGACCUCUACACUGACCUCUACACCGAUCUAUAUACAGACCUCUACAUAGACCUUUACAUAGACCCUUACAUAGACCCCUAUAUAGACCUUUACACAGACCCCUUCAUAAACCUCUAUACAGACCCGUACAUAGACCUCUACGUAUACACAGACCUCUUUAUAGACCUCUACACCAACCUAUACACAGACCCCUACAUAGACCUCUACGUAUACACAGACCUCUACAGAAACCUCUACACAGACCUCUAUAUAGACCUUUACACCGACCUAUACACAGACCCCUACAUUGACCUCUACACAGACUUCUACAUAAACCUCAAUACAGACCUCUAUACAGACCCCUACAUAGACCCCUACAUAGACCUCUACACCGACCUCUACACCAACCUCUACACCGAUCUAUACACAGACCUCUACAUAGACCUUUACUUUGACCUCUACACAGACCUCUCUACACAGACCUCUACAUAA
Molecule: messenger RNA, 1107 nt
Organism: Mizuhopecten yessoensis (Yesso scallop)
Lineage: Eukaryota; Metazoa; Mollusca; Bivalvia; Pectinida; Pectinidae
Exons: 2
Coding region: 1-1107 (368 amino acids)
Source: RefSeq, a predicted model, not a curated record